This is a messenger RNA of Protobothrops mucrosquamatus (brown spotted pit viper), 410 nucleotides long. RefSeq names its product C-X-C motif chemokine ligand 13 (gene CXCL13). Gene Ontology annotation, cellular component: extracellular region. The transcript is spliced from 4 exons. NCBI's taxonomy places the organism in Eukaryota, Metazoa, Chordata, Lepidosauria, Squamata, Viperidae. The record is from RefSeq and is a predicted model, not a curated record. The coding region runs from base 1 to 300 and encodes 99 amino acids. Gene Ontology annotation, biological process: cellular response to lipopolysaccharide; inflammatory response; chemokine-mediated signaling pathway. Gene Ontology annotation, molecular function: CXCR chemokine receptor binding; chemokine activity.
AUGAGUAACCGUGUCUUCCUCAUGCUUUCUCUUUUGCUGAUUGCAUGCCACAUCACUGGUGCAACUAUCUUCGACCCGCUGAAUUUAAGCUGCAAGUGUGCCAGAGUAACGAGCAACUUCAUUCGCCCCGCCAAAUAUGCAAGAGUCGAGAUCAUUCCAGCUGGGAUUGCCUGCAAAAAAAUGGAAAUCAUAAUCACACUAAAGAACAAGCACAAAGUCUGCGUUGAUCCCAGAGCCAAAUGGGUGAACAAUUUAUUGAAUAUGAUGGAAAAUGUGAAUGGAGUACGACUUUCCCCUUGAAAUGAAGUUGGAAGAGUCCUGGAAGAGGCAAGGCCCGCGUGCCCCGUAGAUCCCCAAAUGUGAAGCUUCUUGCUUUCUGCUUUGUGAUGGCGAUUGUGUUUAAUUCUUCC